Molecule: messenger RNA, 1959 nt
Organism: Symbiodinium sp. CCMP2592
Lineage: Eukaryota; Dinophyceae; Suessiales; Symbiodiniaceae
Source: the annotation of a GenBank genome assembly
AUGGAGUGGCUCUCGGCCGUUCCCCGGCUGCACUCGAGAAGGCUGCGCUUCACAGUCAAUUUCCUGCACCUUCUCGCUGAGGCAGUGGAAGCCGUCUCUUCUCUCUGGGAGGCGCAACCCUGCAGCGGAGCGCGUGACUCGUCGGAAGUUUCAGCCUCAGCCGGUUGCAAGGCAGAGCCCUCUCCAGAGAAAGCCCGGGCCUCGUACUCGAGUUCUGACGGUGUCCGAGUCGCGGCACUUGCUGGAUGCAGAGCUUUCCACUGCCUUCCGAGGCUCCGCUUGGUGUCCGAAGGCCUGACGGAGCGAGUUCCACAUUUGAACUCGACGGCAAACGUGGCCUGCUCAGCAUCGAGCAGCUCGGCUUCGCGCCACCCGGCUACAUCCGCCCGAAGAGCUAAGCAUCAUCCGCCUUUACCUCCCAGCCCUGGCAGGCUCUCCUUUUCCGAGGAGAAGCACGCUGGCUUCUUCCGCGGCCUGAUGCUCCUUGUCCAGCACGGACUGCUGGCAAAGCACACGCUGCGGCGUGUGCGCCAUGCCCUCUUCCGCACCUUGCCCCUGGGACCUGCGAUUCUGCUUGUGCAUCGUGUGCGCGACGACACGUUCGAUGCCAUGUUGGCAAGCGGUGAGCUGCACCUGCUGGCAAAGGGGCAGCACCGGGCUCGGCCGGAGAUCCCGGACAACUCCCACGAUGCACUGGGCUACUACAUCGCAGCCUUGAAGCGGAUGGCUCUCCGGCUGACGCGCGAGCCAGACGCUCACAGGGCCAAGUGUAUCGCGCAGUGCACACGAGUCAAAGCUGCCUCUGAUGGAGGAGGCAGACGUCUUUGCGUUGGCAUCGUGAGGGGCAUCGAAGAAGAUCGCGUGGCAGGCUAUGAGAUACGUCUUCCACGGCUACGACAUGGCCGAGAUAGGCCUCCUGCAGUCAAAGAGUCCUCUCGCCACUGGGACGCACUUGACGUGGUCUCCAAGUGCGACCUUGCCGUGCUGCGAAGCCAGUUGCUGCCGAAACUGGCCGAACGGCUGCAUUGCGCUUGGGCGCAAAUGGCAAAGGCCAUGCACAAGGACAGCUCUGGUGCCCUCCAAGCCGCGCUGACGAUGGAGAAGGACGUGCUGGACUUGGUUAUCGACCUCUUGGGCCUUAGACAGCCUGCAGUGACGCAGGCCGUGGCAGAGUUGAUCGUCUGCGGGCCGCUGCUCUCGCAGCUUCACGUGCUGGCGGAGCGGCACCGGUACAUGAACAGACCCAAGAGCAUCUGGGAGAUAAUGAUGAUCGAUGUCGAGAACAACGGGCCCUUGCCAGCGCCGGAGCGAGUCGAUGCGAUGCAGGCCGCCGAAGCGGAGAUGGCCUGCGCUGCCGAUGCCGAAGAGGAUCCACCGGACCAGCUUGCUGCCGUGCUGGCCGUCCGCUCCCUGGCCAGAUUCUUGCAGAAGAUGCAGACGGAGCGUGUGUCGGGAGUCUUGGUCCCAUUGAUUCAGCUGCUGCUGUGGCCAGCGGUGCCCGCAGCACUGGCAGAGAGCAAGGGGCCAGCGAACUCUGACAAGACGAGAGCAGCGGUCCAGGCUCUGGGCGAGCUGUGCACAGCCUGUGGAGUGGAGGAAGCGGCGCUCGCAACCUCCGAGGUGUCCGCACAGCAGCGCUUGUCGGAAAGGCAGAUCUGGCUUCGAGAUUGCACCGGCGCAGAUCUUUUGGGUAAGGAGAAGGGGAUCAGCAAUCCUUUCCGCGGGGCCAUCCAGGCCAUGCUGGACGAUCAGAGCAUAAUGGGCGUCUCGGGCCUUGACAAUGGCUUUGGACGGUGCUGCUGGGCGGACAGCACCGAGAGUAUGGUGCCCUGCGCUGUGGUGGCAUCUUAUUUGCUUCGCCAGUGCCAAGCCACCCACCCCACGCUGCUGCACGAUUCCGGGCUGCUGCUGAAUAAGGCCGACGUGGCUGAGCCUUCUGUGAAAUACUGUGAAAUAUGA